This is a messenger RNA of Centruroides sculpturatus (bark scorpion), 2170 nucleotides long. It is a transcript of the gene Fem-1, whose product is annotated as protein fem-1 homolog B-like. Bases 134 to 2077 code for a protein of 647 amino acids. The transcript has a single exon. The record is from RefSeq and is a predicted model, not a curated record. Gene Ontology annotation, molecular function: protein binding. Lineage: Eukaryota; Metazoa; Arthropoda; Arachnida; Scorpiones; Buthidae.
UAAACUGCGCAGGAUGAAAUGCGCGAAAUGUUAGCAUGUCGUCUUGUUAUAUAUAUUGUUAUAAAAGAUUUGAAAGUAGUGAUAAAGUAACGUAGGUUUCCUGUUUAUAAUGAUUUUAUGUUGAUUAUUAGAUAUGGCCGAGACUUUUGAGAAAGAAUUGCUACGUAGGAGAGUGUAUUAUGCUGCCAGAGACGGUAUGCUCGUAACGGUGUAUGCGUUGUUAGCAGACAGACCUAGGGUGGAACUCUCAGAAUAUUUAGAAUAUUCGAUUGAAGAAAAUGGCCAUAAGUGUACCCCGCUCAUUAUAGCUGCUAAAAAUGGACACAAUAACAUAAUAGAGAUGUUACUUAACAAGUUUAAAGCUAAUGUAGAACAGGAGGGGACUGUACAGUUUGAUGGUUACGUUAUCGAAGGAGCUACGCCGUUGUGGUGUGCAGCCGGAGCCGGCCACUUGAAUGUGGUCAAGUGCCUGGUCAACUACGGUGCCAACGUCAAUCAUCCCACGCGCACUAAUUCCACGCCGUUACGUGCCGCCUGCUUCGACGGACGUCUGGACAUUGUCAAAUAUCUGGUAGAUAACGGAGCAGAUAUCCAUAUUGCCAAUAAGUAUAACAACACUUGCUUGAUGAUUGCAUCUUAUAAAGGUCAUCAUGACGUAGUGAACUAUCUGCUGGAGAGAGGUGCCGAUCCGGACGUGAGAGCCCACUGUGGUGCUACGGCUCUUCAUUUUGCAGCAGAGCAGGGUCAUCUGGAAAUUGUAAAGGAGUUACUUCGGAAUGGUGCCACUGUUAUGAAGAAUGUAGUCGGAAUGACGCCGGUGUUGGCAGCUGCCGAAAGGACGAAAUCCGAAGUGGUCGAAUAUUUUAUUAAUCAGAGUUGGUGUUCUAAAAUUAACAAGAUAGAAGCUUUAGAAUUGCUUGGUGCUUCCUAUGCUAAUGAUAAAGAUCAUUAUAGCCUAACAAAAGCAUUCUACUAUCUUUCUUGGGCCAUGAAGGAACGUUUUUUGGAUAGACUCGAUCCAAUUCCCAAAAAGUUAAUCCCCCCAAUUCCUGCAUAUGAAAAUAGAAUAGAAUGCCAGACUUUAGAAGAACUGAAUGCAAUUCAGUUUAAUCCUAAUGCACUUCACAUGGAAUCAUUAGUUAUUAGAGAGAGAAUUUUGGGGCCUAACAAUCCAGAAGUACCUCAUCCUGUGAUAUUUCGUGGUGCUGUGUUUGCCGAUAAUGCAAGGUUUGAUAGAUGUAUACAACUUUGGUUGCAUGCCUUGAGAUUACGCCAUGGGAAUCAUGUUACUGUUCGUAAAGAUCUUCUAAGAUUUGCACAAGUAUUUUCACAGAUGAUUCAUAUAGGAAUUGAUCUUCCUUUUGAGUACAAUGAAGAAGUAAUUGAAACUGCUGUGGAAGAAUUAGAAAGAAACGUUCAGUCUUUGUGUAAUUGUGGUGAGGGUAUGAUGGAGUCUCAACAAGAGGAUUUAGAAUAUAAUGUACAUACGGUACUGUAUUUAUUAGUAAUUGUAACUAAAUUCUUAAAGAAAUGUACUAAAGAACAAGAAACACAUAUUUAUCAACUUGUUUAUAGACUUAACCGUUUGGCACUCUCGACACGCAACAAUUCGACGCUUCUGCAUCUCACGGUGAAUGCCGACACGCCCGUCGACGAUUUCCACACCAAGAACGUCUGUAGAUUUCCUUGUGCAGCAACAGCCAGACUACUUAUACAGUGUGGAGCAGACGUUAAUGCCAUCGACGACAAGAGAAAUACACCUCUACACAUAAUUGUGGGUUAUCAGAAACCAAUUAGUGAUUUUCUCACGUUGCAUUCAAUAAUAACAGCAUUAAUCGAAGCCGGAGCUCACAUGGAUUCUGUAAAUAAUAAUGGCGAGACUCCCUUCGAUGCAGCAACGACGGGAGUUGCCGAAAUCAUACUUAGAACUCAAGCCAAGUUAAGUUUGAAAUGUAUAGCAGCAAAAGCAGUGAAGAAAUUUAACCUUACUUACGAAGGCCACGUGCCAGAGACGUUAGUGGGUUUCAUCGAAAUGCACGGAGUUCCUUCGAAACCUCUACUAAGGCAAAUUAGUUAAUGUUUUAGUUUUUGUUAAAUUAUUUAAAUUAUAUAAAGUGUCAAUUACUAUUAUGGUUUUAUUGACAGCGUGUUGAGUCAAAUUGUAAAAAAA